AGACAAUAAAAAAAAAUGAAAUUUUUCAUCAUUUUGGUUUGCGUUUGUAAUUUUGUAAACAAAUAAUUAAUUUUAAUCUUUCUUCAGAAAAGAUGGAAAAAUAAACAGGCAAGACGGUACAGAUGUAUUCUAGCCUACAGUUUAAACUAUUUUUACUGAUAUUCGUGUGCAUUUGUUGGUUACACGUCGUCUAUCUGAGUUAUUCAUUUGCUAAAAUAUCCCACAAAUAUGCCGCUGACGGCUGAUGUUGCUGCCCAGCAAGUACAGGAGAGGCUAAGAUCUCUACACCGUCUCAUUUAUGACAUUGAGGCUGAGAGGAACCGCAAUGAACAGUGCAUUGACUCCAUACUCCGUGCUGAGAAAGCCGCUGACUCACCGAGUGCCUCUGAGGACUCCUCAGGAUCUUCACAACAGCAAAUGCAGCUAAAAACUCUGUACAAAGCGGGCUUGUCUGCUGCAGAGCAGGAAGAGAGAGUGCUCCGGGCAGCGCUGUCUCGCAUCUACGAGAUCAGAGCCAUCAAGAAUGAGAGACGGAUUCAGGCCCGGCACGCCGGCAACAAAGAGACCAUCGGCUGCGGCGCGCUCAUGAAGAUGCUGCUCAGCUCGGCCCAGUACCUGCCCCUGCACGUGAGCGGAGUGGGGCAGCGCGCGCCCCCGCUGUGCGGCGCGGUGCCGGCCGAGGCGGGCCACGUGGCGCGCGCGGGGGACGCCGUGGCCGCCCGGGUCAGGUCUGCUGACAAUGAGGACAACUGGAUACUGGCUGAGGUAGUGAGCUGGCUGCCGGCGCAAGGCAAGUACGAAGUGGACGACAUAGACGAGGAGCAGAAGAACCGGCACGUGCUGUCCAAACGUCGCGUCGUCCCUCUCCCGCUCAUGCGCGCGGACCCCAGGACGGAUGAAUACGCGCUGUUUCCGAAAGGCGCGGUCGUCAUGGCCCUGUAUCCUCAGACCACGUGCUUCUAUAGAGCAGUCGUGAAUAGACUGCCGAGCAGUGCCGCUGAUCCGUAUGAGGUGCUGUUUGAGGACUCGUCCUACGCAGACGGGUACUCCCCAGCAGAACGAGUGGCGCAGCGCUACGUGAUCGCCAUCAAGGAGGGCAAGGGCCGCGCCCCCUGACCCGCGCCGCCCGUCUCGCCGUCACUAGACGACGCCACCGUAUAAACGUAACUUCACCUACAGCCUGGCAAGAUAUUGUAGUACUGUAUUGCAACGGAGCCAUUGAUGUGUAUAUUACAAGCGUAAGGACAAGCCCAACAGCUCUAUAAAAUUUGCACCCUCGCGCUGGCCCCAAAAUCUCAUAUAUCUGUCAUAUACAAAAUUUUCAGACGGGCGCAUCCUUUUGAAAUCAUUGAGCAGAACAAUUAUUUUUUGGCAGCCGUACUCACGCC
Molecule: messenger RNA, 1388 nt
Organism: Plutella xylostella (diamondback moth)
Lineage: Eukaryota; Metazoa; Arthropoda; Insecta; Lepidoptera; Plutellidae
Gene: Sgf29
Product: SAGA-associated factor 29
Cellular component (GO): SAGA complex
Source: RefSeq, a predicted model, not a curated record